AUGCUUUUCUCCGCGUUUCGUCUUUCAGCCUACCUCUUCUCAACAUGUGCACUACUCACCAAGACCACCUUUGCGGCACACCACACUUACGAAGUCCCCCUUUACAACGACCUCGCGUACCAACGCUACAACAUCACCAUCGCACUCGGCACACCCCCUCAACCCUUCUCCCUUCUCUUCGACACCGGCUCAACAGACAUAUGGGUCCCCCAGCCCAACUCCUCAGGCUGCGCCCCCACCUGUCCUCCAAGCUUCUCAUUCGACGUCACAGCCUCCUCAACUCUUACCAGAACUCACGUCCCCUUCGACGCGCGCUACGGCCUCACACCCGACCUCGCAGUCAUCGGCGAGUACUACAACGACAGCCUCUCCAUCGCUGGCCUCCCGCCCAUCGCCAAUAUGCAGUUCGCUGUCGGUAACCUCCCAAGGCUCCUGUGGGUGCAAGGAAAUCGCGGGAUCUUUGGCUUAGGGACAAGGUUUAGUGAGUCCGUAUACGCGAGCCCCACAUCUCCGUAUCGUGGGGAUUUGAGCAAGACGUAUACGCCGUUAUGGGAGAGAAUUGCGUUUGCUUCGCGUAAGGGGGAAAGGCAGUUUAGUGUUUGGCUCAAUGCACAGGGUAAGGGCAAAGGGUCUGUGCAGUUUGGUGGCGAGGAUCGGGGGAAGUAUCAGGGUGAGUUGGCUGGGGUGCCGAUUAAUUUGGCUAUAGAGGGGGCGGUGAGGGGAUGGAACGUUAAUUUGACGGGUGUCGUUAGGGUUGGUGGUGGAGAAUAUGGGAAAGAGAUGAGGAAGAGGUUGACGGAGGAGAGUCAUAGUGUGGGGUUUACGCUCGAUACGGGGAGUCCGAAUAUGUACGUUCCGACCUCGCUGUACGAAGGUAUCGUGGAAGGUCUCAAUGCUACGGAAAUCAUCAACGGUGCGCCGUACGUUCCUUGCUCGCUUCGAUCUUCAGCAACUGGCUCCUUGGACUUCGAGUUCGCCACGCGUAUGAGGGGACAGGAAGCGAGGGUUCGGGUUCUAUAUAGCGAAAUCAUCUAUCCACCAGGCUUUCCUGUUACUGUUCCGCCAGUCAAGGAUUGGAAUGGUGAGAAGAUGUGUUACUUUGGCGUUGUGCCGAACGAUGGGCCUGUGAGGUUGCUGGGCGCGACAUUUUUGAGGAGUGCGUAUGUGGUCUUUGAUGCGGAUGAGAAAGAGUUAAGGAUAGCGCAGGCAAAAUGGAGUGACCUGGGGGAAGGUUCUGAGCUGUAG
Macroventuria anomochaeta is the source of this 1245-nucleotide messenger RNA. RefSeq names its product acid protease. Lineage: Eukaryota; Fungi; Ascomycota; Dothideomycetes; Pleosporales; Didymellaceae. Bases 1 to 1245 code for a protein of 414 amino acids. Gene Ontology annotation, cellular component: fungal-type vacuole. Gene Ontology annotation, molecular function: aspartic-type endopeptidase activity. Gene Ontology annotation, biological process: proteolysis. The record is from RefSeq and is a predicted model, not a curated record. The transcript has a single exon.